Molecule: messenger RNA, 3385 nt
Organism: Anopheles gambiae (African malaria mosquito)
Lineage: Eukaryota; Metazoa; Arthropoda; Insecta; Diptera; Culicidae
Product: serine proteinase stubble
Exons: 6
Coding region: 1866-3068 (400 amino acids)
Biological process (GO): proteolysis
Molecular function (GO): serine-type endopeptidase activity
Source: RefSeq, a predicted model, not a curated record
ACGCGUCAGUUCAUCGGCAACCCUCAAGCACGACGCGUGUGCCUGUUUUGGUGGUGCGGUCCUGUCUGUUUUUUUUAUUUCUUCCUUUCUUCCCCCCCACCGUUUUUACUCCUUCGACAAAGCGAUCGUGACGGGGUAGUUCCUUUCUCCCACGGCGUGUUCCAACGCGUGCACGGAUCGGGACGGCGUGAAAGUUUGCUGCAGUGACGCGAUCAAAACAAGGUGACGGUGUGCAAGAGUGUUUGGUUGUGUGGUGCAAAAACAAAAUACAUCCAAGUACUACACACAGAUCUGUUUCAAAAUUAAUUUCAUUUCUCGAGACCCCGAGCCGAGCGGAAGCAUUUGGGAAGGUUACGACGAUCGCAACAGAGUUCGUAGGGCGUCAUUAGCGUGUCAAGAUGAAGAACCUCAGCUCACUGAACCUGAACUGAACUCGACGGCCCUCUUCCCGCUCUCGCCUUAUCGCCGUUCAUUAUCCACUGGCCCUCGCACAGCCACGACCCGCGACCUGCCGGAGCGACUGCUGACCGUGGUCCCACGGUCACGCGCGGUACAGCAAGCAGAGAGGCCGAAGAAAGGUGUGCGCCUGCAACAGAAAGUGAAAUUGCCUGCGUCGUGGCCCCAAGCGUGCCUACCACUCGCGUCCACACUCCACCGGGCGGGCAGAUACGUGGGAACAUCUUGAGCGGUGCUCGCGAAGGUGGAGAGAAGAAUUCUCAUUUCCCCCUGGCGCAGCCCACGGUCUGGUACCACGGUAUAUAGAUCGCUCGACCGCAAACGAGAGCGCACAUUGUGCGGGUGUUGGAGCCACUGAUGAAUGUGUGCCUGUGUUGCUUUCACGUAUGUGUGUGUAUGUUUGUGUAUGCUAGUGUAUAGCAAAAGAUCCAUCAGUUUGUGAGAGUUCAUUGUACCGAUCGGGCAAAGUGCUCCUUUCUUGCAAGGAGCGCUAGCAGCAGGGCUUAAUGAUCCGACUGCAGUCGCUGUAGUGUGGCAAGUGUAGUUGUAUGUAAAAGGUCCAUUUAAAGUGCUUCCCCCCUCCAGCCGUACGGAAGUGAUACGGUGUGCAAUCGGUGCAAUCAUCAUCGUCUUUUGCAAUUCAUUUCCUUGCAAAAAAAACUCACCGAGCCUGGGAUCGUAUCGAGUUGCCAGGGCAGCUUCCAUCGGCCAAAGUCAGCCGAUUGAAGUGUUGCGCAACGGCCGGGCCGAGCCGCAUCUGCAACACCGGAAGUGGUGGUGGGAAAUUUUGACCACUUGACGGCAUCACUGGAGCAUACAGCCACCAAGGCAUCAUCAUUGUGUUUUUCCUUUCCUGUAUUUCGUGAGUCUUCGCAGUUGUCACAGGUUCUGCGUUCAUCAUCACGCACAGAAAGCGAACCCAAAAACGAAAGAAGAAAGAAAAAGAAAACACAUCCGCCUCCCGAAUUUUGUGGCACUGUGUCUGGCAGUGGUAGUGAAAAGAAGUAAAAAGUGUUGCUGUGCGAAAUAAGAAAGUGUUUCCUUUUUUUGUGUUUCUUGUAGUCGUCUCGUUCCCACCGCUCCUCACCCACUGUUCCAUAAUGCAGCCGAUGAUGAUAAUACUCGUGUUACGUUAACGUUGCGGCCCGAAAUUAGUGCCACCGACUGGAUACGGCUGUGGUUUUUUUGCACACUUUUUUCGUGUCGGUGAGGGUGUAUAGUGUACGGCACUGCAUAGAUUAGUUCCACCACGUGACGACAAAAGUGCGGUUUCGGUGCAAAGCAAAUGUGCGUACAGGUGCGCUUGGUGUAAAGGUGCAAAAGGUGAAUCUGUUGGUUUCGUAAUCACGCAAGCGCGCGCGUGAUCCUGUAACGGCGUGUGGGCAACAAUAACGCGAAGCAAGCCAAUAAUGCACCUGCUAGAUAACGUGUGGCAGAGGAUGUCGAUACUGCGACGAACCGGUGAUCACCGGUUACGGUCCACGAUCGCAUGCCACAUGCUGUUGGUGGUGCUCAUCCUGCUGAUGGAAUCGGCCGGUGGUCAAAGUGGACCAUCGCCACAGCAAGAGCAGGAUAUAUUGAUACUGGAUGCGCUCGGGAAGCGACAAACGUUCAACAAUGAGGAUUACGGUCAAAACUCGAUCAUUGAGCUGCUGGGUAGAAUGAUUCCCCAAACAUGCCGGCACAAGGGACGCAAGUUCGAGUGCGGCCUCUCCCUGUCCUGCGUGCUCGGGGGCGGCAAACCGCUCGAUCUCUGCUCAGGUGGUAUGAUAUGGUCCUGCUGCAUCGAUCGCGACUUUGCGCCGGAAAGUGAUCCCGAGCAUGGUGCCGUCCACAAUGCGAGUUGUGGUGAGCUGUACACUCGCACGAACCGUAUCGUCGGUGGCCAUUCGAGUGGGUUCGGGACGCAUCCAUGGCAGGCGGCGCUCAUCAAAUCGGGCUUCCUGACGAAAAAGCUCAGCUGCGGUGGUGCACUGAUAUCGAACCGCUGGGUCGUUACGGCGGCUCACUGUGUCGCGACGACCCCAAACAGCAACCUAAAGGUUCGACUUGGCGAGUGGGACGUUCGGGAUCAGGAAGAGCGGUUAACACACGAAGAGUACUCGAUAGAACGGAAAGAGGUGCAUCCAAACUACUCUCCGAGUGACUUCCGUAACGAUAUUGCAUUGGUUAAACUCGAUCGGAAGGUUGUGUUUCGACAACACAUACUGCCCGUCUGUCUACCUCCCAAGAGCGUGAAGCUGGUAGGCAAAAUGGCAACCGUUGCUGGUUGGGGCCGAACACGGCACGGUCAAAGCACGGUUCCCUCUGUGCUGCAGGAAGUGGACGUUGAGGUAAUACCGAACGAACGAUGCCAGCGAUGGUUCCGGGCGGCCGGGCGGCGCGAAACCAUACACGACGUUUUCCUGUGCGCCGGCUACAAGGAGGGAGGCCGAGACAGCUGCCAGGGUGACUCGGGAGGACCGCUAACGCUUUCGAUCGAGGGACGCAAAACGCUGAUCGGGCUAGUUUCCUGGGGUAUCGGGUGCGGUCGGGAACAUCUACCCGGAGUGUACACCAACAUUCAGAAGUUCGUACCAUGGAUCGAGAAGGUGAUGGGCAAAGAGUACUAGAGAAACGAAGAGGAUUGGAACGAACGCCCGUAUUGACUUCACCAUGACAACUCGAUGGGAAUGUGGAUGUGGACACGCUUAGCAUUCUGGGGAUCGGCAUGCGACGGUGCGAUGUUAGAGCUGUAAGCUGAUAUUAAUCGUAAGGAUGUAUGUAGGUCGGUAAGCAGCGGCGCAAUGCGAGUAGUAAUUUAUUGAUAAAUUAUUUCAACAUGAUUUUGUACAUGAUGCCACGCAUUGGGAGGUUAUGUCAAGGUUUUUUUCUUUCUAACAAAACGUUAUCGUAAGUCUCAAAAUAAAUCCAAACCAAGGAAAACUAA